AUGGAAAAAUUCAGGAGGAAAGAGCCGAGGAACACAAGCUUCUUAAACAUUGGAAACCCACCGUCUACCGAGAUACGGGAUGAACCCUUCCCUUUAAACUACAAAACACCGCAGUUAGACGACUACAAUGGAACAAGGGAUCCGAUCACACACUUGAGCUGCUUCCAAGUGGUCAUGAUGGUACAAAGCUUAUCCGAAGCCGCCGGUUUCAAGCUCUUUCCAACAACCCUGAAAGGACCGGCUGCCAUCUGGUAUCAAAGCCUGAAAGAAGGCUCUAUUCGGAGCUCUAACGAGCUCAAACCAGGAGAAAGUUUGCAAAGCUAUAUCGGCAGAUUCAAUGCCGAAGCCGUCGAAGUAGGAAACUUGAAUGAUGAUACCGUGAUAGACGCAAUGAAGGACAACACAACGAUGAUGGCCUUCAGAGAUAACCUGAUAACGAAUCCGGUACAAACUUACUCCCAGCUCAUGGACCGAGCCUGGAAUUAUAUAAAUUUGGACGAAGAACAACUACGAAAAGCCACACAAACGACAACACAGUUCCAAACACCAAAGCCUACUUUCAGUCAGACGGCUAGGCAAGACACGUUCAGGCCAAGAAACCAACAACAAGUCGGUCCACAACGAACAGAACAACACCGUGCAGUGAAAGUAGAAGACCAAUCCUUCAUUCCACUCAAUACACCGAGAUCGCACAUCUUAAUGUGGAUACAGAACACCAAUGAGCCAGUAAGAUACCCACCAAAGCUUCAGUACGAGGGAGAUAGGAAAAAAUACUGCCAAUUCCACGAUGGCCAUGGCCAUGUCACCGAUGAAUGUGGAAGUCUGAAGAAGGAAAUUGACUGA
This is a messenger RNA of Mercurialis annua (annual mercury), 843 nucleotides long. RefSeq lists its product as uncharacterized. The record is from RefSeq and is a predicted model, not a curated record. NCBI's taxonomy places the organism in Eukaryota, Viridiplantae, Streptophyta, Magnoliopsida, Malpighiales, Euphorbiaceae. The coding region runs from base 1 to 843 and encodes 280 amino acids. The transcript has 2 exons.